UAUCGACCACGAACUUUUUCUUCCUUCGUCUUCUGCUUCUGCUUAUCUCCUUUUCUCAAGUCUCCUUUCCCCUUCGCUUUCUUCCAGCUAUUCUAUCAUCCAAUCUUCGCUGGGACGAAUCACCGAAUCCUCGAGGGAUCGUCCCGCGGUUCGCCAUUGGGAUCUGACCUCCUCCGGCCGGACCCUUCUAUACUUCAGACAAAAAGGUGGCUGCCGCGUUUUUGAAGCUUUGCCGACAGAGAACCCCGAAUCUUGCCACUGUCGCAGUAUUUUGCAAUCUCGAUCGCGCGGUUGUUCGCACAUGUGUUUCCUUGUCAUUGCAGGGGUUUUCGGAGUAAUAUCGACAUCUUUCUCCUCCUGGGGAGAAUAUUAGCCCAUCAAGCAAAUGUCGCCUUCUACUACCGCGGGAGCCAGGUCCACCAACGGCCCCGAUAAUGUGAACUCGACAAACUCGACAAGUGGAUUGGGGGACGGUGCAUCAGGACUCGUUCAAACGCUACAGGGACAUGUAGACGACAUCAGAUCUCUCUUACAAUGUGGUAUUUGUGUUAAGCCACUUUAUGAGCCUUUCACAAUCGCGUGUGGGCAUACCUUCUGUUACACUUGCUUGUCAUCGUGGUUUACUUCGGGAAGAUCGAAUAAAACAUGCCCCGACUGUCGAGCGCCGGUAAAAACCCAGCCUGCGCCUGCCUACUUGAUUCGUUCAAUCGUCCAGCUGUUCACGAGUCGAGCAGAGCUCCUGGAUAAAAACGAGACAACAGCUCAGCAUGAGCAUUGUCAGCGUGAGGAAGCUGAGAAAGUGGAGCGCGACAGAAGGAAUACGCAUCCAAGAGAAGGGGGUUGUUCCGAGGCGCCCAUCAUCGAUGUUGAAGAUAAUGUCAUUCGCUGUCCACGCUGUUCUUGGGAACUUGAAGAUGAUGCCGGCUGCGCACAAUGUGGAUACCUUCGAGACGAUCAAUCAGUAUCGGACGCUUCCGAUUCCGUGACGGGUUGGACCGAAGAGGACGAGAACUCUGAGAUGACUGAUUACUACGAUGACGAAGUUGAAGUCGGGUUUGGCGCUUUUCCACCAUUUGACUCCCGCGCUUCGGGCCAAAUUCAACGCCUCCCUUCCGUCGACUCAGCAAGCCUUGACUACUCGGAUAUCGACGGCUAUGAUGACGCGGAUGAGGAUGCCGACAUGGAUUCUUUUAUUGAUGACGACGAACAUACCGGCCGCGAUUAUGUCUCUGAUUCAGAUAUAUCUACCGUCGUCGGUGGGCCGGACCGCAAUGGAGCGCACUACGACGUGUCACAGUUGGACACUGACUCUUCAAUGACACACACUAGUGAUGACGAGGAUAGUUUGAACAACCUUACGCCAACUGGAUCCAGCGUCCUGGACCACGACGAGCAAGAUGGACACAACGACGACGAUGAUGACGAUGACGAGCCUGUACGGCCGCCCGUUAACGCGAACCGUCGUCGUCGGGAACCCACGUACGAUGAAGUAGUGAUAUCAGUGAGACAUGGGUCGUCACCCCCGCAUGUUUUUACCACGAGGACUUCCCACUCGGCUCGUGGUGGUACCUCAUCUCAUCGGAGUCAAGCGUCUACUGCGGGAUCAUCGGCCUACAAUGCGAUUAACGUGGAAGAUGAUUCUGACGAGGGCCCCGUUGGACCGUCACGGCGGGCACGAAACAGACGAGGUUGCAGGGUCCAUGCCUACUGA
Molecule: messenger RNA, 1711 nt
Organism: Aspergillus novofumigatus IBT 16806
Lineage: Eukaryota; Fungi; Ascomycota; Eurotiomycetes; Eurotiales; Aspergillaceae
Exons: 6
Coding region: 386-1711 (441 amino acids)
Biological process (GO): proteasome-mediated ubiquitin-dependent protein catabolic process
Cellular component (GO): nucleus
Molecular function (GO): ubiquitin protein ligase activity; metal ion binding
Source: RefSeq, a predicted model, not a curated record